AUGCAUGAAUAUGAAGUAGAAAGUAGAGGCAAGUGGGCUCCACCCAUGCAUGGCUUUCUAAAGCUUAAUUGUGAUGCAUCUGUGAUGGCAAAUGGGGACCAAGUUGGUAUUGGUUUGAUUUGUCGAUAUAGUGAAGGCAGGCUUGUGGAAGCUAUGGGGGAGAAGAUCUCUGGGAGGUUAAAACCACUAGCUGCGGAGCUAUUAUGUGUACUAAAAGGGUUGGAAUUGGCAGUAGUGCGUGGGUGGAGAGACCUAUGGGUGGAAACUGAUUGUCUGGAGGCUGUAAGGUUAGUUAAUAGCUCUGAAGAGUGUCUUGCUGAUGAGGGAUUGCUAGUGGAAAGGAUUCGCAUGCUGAUGGGUGCUUUGGAGAUUCAAGGAAUUCAUCAUGUGGUACGCGUGGCUAAUAAGGCUGCUUAUGAAGUGGCAGGUUUUGUAGCUCGAGGUAACGGGCGGUAUAGUUGGUUAGAGGUUGGGCCCACUUGGCUCAUGGAUGUCAUUGAUAAUGACGGACCCAUAACUAGUUUGGUUAGUAGAGAGGAGAGUGGGGAGUUCUUGUCCACCACCGGUUAUUCAAGUAGUUUGUAA
Molecule: messenger RNA, 585 nt
Organism: Rosa rugosa (rugosa rose)
Lineage: Eukaryota; Viridiplantae; Streptophyta; Magnoliopsida; Rosales; Rosaceae
Exons: 1
Coding region: 1-585 (194 amino acids)
Molecular function (GO): RNA-DNA hybrid ribonuclease activity; nucleic acid binding
Source: RefSeq, a predicted model, not a curated record